AUGUCGGGGCCUCUCUUACAAAACAAUAUCCAUGAUCGUGACAAAUUGAUUCACAAACACAAAAGAAGAAGACACUACAGGAUUGUAAAUCAGGCGGUAACGUUUUAUUAGAAAUCUGAACAUGGAAGUAGAAAUAUGUCUUCAAUUACUGAUCUUCGCUGUCCUGACAGUUCAUUUUUGUAUCGGGCAUGAAACGUUUAUGUGCACAACAAACACAGAUGCUUUAAAAACAAAAACUCCGUGCUCGAAUGAACUGGAAGAAGAAGUACGAUCUUUGAAAGUCCAAGUUCGUCAGCUUCAGACACUUUUACAGCAACAUGAAAAUUCCCAUUUCACUACUAUCCAAGGUUUUCCAAGAGAUUGUUUGGAAAUAUACAGAAACGGUACUAGGACAGACGGAGUUUAUUCUAUCUCUCCGGACGGAAGAUGUCCGUUUUUAGUGUUCUGUGACAUGACUAACGGGGGAUGGACUUUGAUCCAGAAAAGAGUUGACGGAAAGAUUAGCUUUUACCGGCCUUGGGAUGACUACGUCAGUGGAUUUGGAGAAAUUGACGGCUCACAUUGGCUAGGGUUAGAGAAAAUUCACCGUCUGACACGGGAUGGCAGUCAGAUUUACUUUGACAUGGAAAACUACGAGGGCAAAAAGGAAUACCUACAUUAUAAAGUUUUCACCGUGCACGAGGCAGCAACCGCCUAUAAAAUGAACGUCGAUGCUUUUAAUUACGAGGGAAAUAUUAAAGAACUUCUAAGCUACUACAACAACAUGAAAUUUUCAACUUAUGACAGAGAAAAUGAUGUUUCUUCAAGAAAUUGUGUCAGCGUGCUUGACGGGGCUGGUUUGUGGUAUAAGGACUGUUGGCGACUAGGGGGGUUGAAUGGCGUAUAUGGUAAAAGACGGGAAGGUGGUAUUGGCUAUUGGACACAUAGCAAGAAAACGGUUCCAGUAAAAAAUGUCGCUAUAAAGGUGAAAGAUCUGGCUGGUCAAUGCUAGAUACUGAUGUAUCGGUUAUUGUGAACGUGUCGUGAACUAAACUGUUAGCUCGUGAGA
Molecule: messenger RNA, 1048 nt
Organism: Ruditapes philippinarum (Manila clam)
Lineage: Eukaryota; Metazoa; Mollusca; Bivalvia; Venerida; Veneridae
Product: microfibril-associated glycoprotein 4-like
Exons: 4
Coding region: 122-991 (289 amino acids)
Source: RefSeq, a predicted model, not a curated record